Molecule: messenger RNA, 1041 nt
Organism: Drosophila arizonae
Lineage: Eukaryota; Metazoa; Arthropoda; Insecta; Diptera; Drosophilidae
Source: RefSeq, a predicted model, not a curated record
UUUGUUGAGCAGCUUGCUGCCAAAUCGUACGGAUCGAAAUGUAUUUUUUAGAAAACUAUCAAAAUUGUAUGAGCGCAACACGUGACGUGAGAAUAUAAACAAAUUUUACAAUAGAUUCCACGGAUAUGGUCUCACCGCCCUCAAUUGUGGCAGCGACGCUGCUGCAGAUGUGUGGCAUAUCGCUGUUCAUACGCCAGUCGCAGGAGCAAUGCCAGCCAGCCCCCCAAUCCUCGGUGGCCAAGUGCCUGUUCGGCCUGAGCCUGCUGCUGCUGCUGUGGAGAUGCGAAAUGCUGCCCAAGCGCUAUACGAACCACUAUCCGCGCAUCCACAUCUGUGUGGAGCUGCUGGGCACCGUAUUCAUCUCAGAGCUGGCCAUAUUGAUUGGCUGGUGCAGCUACGAGCGACUCGUCCAUCAGCUCUCCCAUCUGAUCUGUCCGAAUUGCCGCUGGUGUGGCCAUUUCACGCUCGGCAUGCUGACGCUGUUGCCAUCGGCCCUGCUCCUAUUUACAUUGGCGCCCGCGCAAUGGCGCGAAUUUGUGGUUCAGCUAUUAUGGCAGCUGCCACGCCCCGAAGCCGAUGAUUACCUGCUGGCGUUCGCCCGCGAGCUGUCCAACUAUGUGCGCGGCAGGGCGGGCCUCCUUCAAUUGAAGCGCGAGGAUCGACUGCGUGCCAUGCGGUUAUUUCGCCUGCCAAUCGAGCGCACAACAGCGCGCCAUGACGAGCCCCAGCUGUAGAUAUUAUUAUUACGAUGCAUAUGCAAAAUGGAAACGCAAUCAACGCAGUCACUGUCGCAGUCGCAGUCGUAGUCGGAGCUGGAGCUGGAGUUGGAGUCGAAGUUGGAGUCACCGUCGCAUUUGGAAUCGGAAUCGGAAUCAGAAACAGAGUUGCUGUCGCACUUGGAAUUGGAGUCAGAGUCGGAGUUGGGGUCGUAGUUGGAGUCGAAGUUACAGUCGCAUACGGAAUCAGUAUCGGAAUCGUAAAUUGUUUAUUAUGCACACAAAUUUAUGCCAACAUCUGUUGUUGUUAUCCUGGCCUCUCACA